This is a messenger RNA of Podarcis muralis (Common wall lizard), 7077 nucleotides long. It is a transcript of the gene KSR1, whose product is annotated as kinase suppressor of ras 1. The record is from RefSeq and is a predicted model, not a curated record. Gene Ontology annotation, biological process: protein phosphorylation; Ras protein signal transduction. Gene Ontology annotation, molecular function: ATP binding; protein kinase activity. Gene Ontology annotation, cellular component: membrane; cytoplasm; endoplasmic reticulum. Lineage: Eukaryota; Metazoa; Chordata; Lepidosauria; Squamata; Lacertidae.
CGUCGGGGCUUGAUCGGGCAGCGGAGGCGGAAGGUCUAGCUCCGGCCCGGCCCUCGACCCGCUUCCCCGGCCCUCGCUUGCCCUCCCUCCGAGAGUCGCCGCGCCAGCCCCCCCCCCGCCUCCCCGAUGCCGAGGAAUGGAUAGAGCGUCUGCCGCGCGGAGAGGAGCCGAGAGGAUGGUGGAGAAGAAAGAGUGCGCCGCGGGCCGGACGGCAGGGGCAGCGGGGGCCGGAGGAGGAGGAGGAGGUGGGCGCAGCGGCCGAGCCCCCCCGGACGGCCUGGCCUCCGGACGCCCCGGCCGGGCCGGCUGCGCGCUGCAGCAAUGCGGGCAGCUCCAGGACCUCAUCGACAUCUCCCUGUCCAGCCUGCAGGGGCUCCGCACCAAAUGCGCCGCUUCCAACGACCUCACCCAGCAAGAGAUCCGCACUUUGGAGGUGAAACUUGUCCGUUAUAUUGGCACCCAGCUUCAGUGCAAGUUGAAUGUCCCCCUGAAUGACAGGACAGUGGAGCUGAACAGUUACCCGCGCUUCAGCGACUGGCUGUAUCUCGUCAACGUGAGGAAAGACGUCGUUCAGAGGAUACCGGAGGAGUUGACCCUCGAUGCCUUACUGGAAAUGGACGAAUCGAAAGUGAAAGACACCAUGAAGAGGUGCGGGGCCAGCGCUGAGGAAUGCUCCCGGCUCAAUGGGGCUCUCGCCUGCUUGCGGAAAGUGACCCGCACAGGUGGAGAGUACAAAGACGACCUGGUGUGGAAUCUGCCAGACACACGCCGUGAAGCCAGCUUGAUGCCCCCCUCCGAACUUUCCCCCUGCCCCACCUCGCUCACGUGGACUCACGGCAGCUUGACGUCCCUGAAGGGGAACGGCCCGCAGGCCCGCUCCGUCUCCACGUCCACGCUCCUGUCCUCCUCGGAUAGGCCCCCCGGCAGCGCCGACAGCCUCUUGGAGUCAUUUGCUUUCCCCACCCACUGCGGGAGGCGGAACCUCAGGACUCCCCACAGCAUCACCAUCACGCCCCCCACGACGCCCCAGCUCAAGAGGGGGAAGCCGCCACGGACUCCCCCACCGCCCAGCCGGAAGGUUUUCCAGCUGCUCCCCAACUUCCCCACCCUCACGAGGAGCAAAUCCCACGAAUCUCAGCUUGGCAACAGGAUCGAUGAAGUCCCUCCCAUGAAAUUCGAUCUCCCCCCGGGAUCGCCUCAGACUGUACGAAGAGAUAUUGGUCUGUCUGUAACACACAGAUUCUCUGCAAAGUCAUGGCUUUCUCAGGUCUGCCAGGUGUGUCAGAAAAGCAUGAUGUUUGGCGUGAAGUGCAAACACUGCAGAUUAAAGUGUCAUAACAAAUGCACGAAAGAAGCCCCACCUUGUAGAAUAUCUUUCUUACCCAUACCCCGAUUAAAGCGGGCAGAGUCUGUCCCUUCUGACAUCAAUAACCCGGUGGACCGACCAUCAGAGCCGCAGUUUGGGACUCUUCCGAAAGCUCUAACUAAAAAGGACCACCCGCCUACAAUUAACCACCUCGACUCCAGCAGCAAUCCAUCUUCCACAACCUCCUCCACGCCGUCUUCCCCAGCCCCCUUCCCGUCUUCCAACCCCCCCAGUGCAACGCCACCCCCAAACCCAUCUCCCAUGGGCCAACGGGACAGCCGGUUCAACUUUCCAGCUGCCUACUACAUUCAGCAUAGACAACAGUUUAUCUUCCCAGAAAUUCCCAACACUCCCCAAGUAACACAACCUUCGGAAACUACUGAAAGCACUAAUGCUGAUGAGCACCUAGAGACGGACGGGGUUGAAGAACGUGACGUGGAGCACGUGGAAGACCAAGAACAGAACAAAUCGGAAGCCGAGGAUGAUGAAGAUGAGGUUGACGACCUGCCGAAGCGGCGAGACCGCUGGCGGCGAGGGGUGAUGUCCCGGAAUGUCAGCCAGACCAGCGUCUACCUGCAGGAAUGGGACAUCCCCUUUGAGCAGAUCAAGCUGGGCGACCCCAUUGGCCAAGGGCGGUGGGGCAAGGUCUACCGGGGGAAAUGGCACGGGGAGGUGGCCAUCCGGUUGCUGGAAAUCGAUGGGAACAAUCAGGACCACCUGAAACUGUUCAAGAAGGAGGUGAUGAACUACAGACAAACCAGACAUGAGAAUGUGGUGCUUUUCAUGGGGGCCUGCAAACCCCCUCACCUAGCAAUCAUUACUAGCUUCUGCAAAGGAAGAACGCUUCAUUCGUUUGUAAGGGAUCCCAAGAUAUCUUUGGAUAUUAACAAGACCAGGCAGAUCGCCCAGGAGAUCAUUAAGGGCAUGGGGUAUCUCCACGCAAAAGGGAUUGUGCAUAAAGAUCUCAAGUCGAAGAACGUUUUCUAUGAAAACGGAAAAGUUGUGAUCACAGACUUUGGUCUGUUCGGGAUUUCUGGUGUGGUUCAGGAGGGAAGGCGCGAGAACGAACUGAAACUGCCCCACAACUGGCUGUGCUACCUGGCUCCAGAGAUCGUGCGCGAGAUGGCUCCAGGGAAGGAUGAGGAUAAGCUCCCGUUUUCCAAGGCGGCUGACGUCUAUGCUUUUGGGACCGUGUGGUAUGAGCUCCAAGCCAGAGAGUGGCCCUUUAAGAGCCAGCCAGCCGAGGCGUUGAUCUGGCAGAUUGGGAGUGGCGAAGGCAUGAAACAGGUCCUCUCCACAAGCAGCUUGGGGAAAGAAGUUGGAGAAAUUCUCUCUGCGUGUUGGUCUUUCGAUGUCAGUGAGCGUCCCAGCUUCACUCUCUUGAUGGAAAUGCUUGAAAAACUGCCAAAACUCAACCGGAGGCUCUCUCAUCCGGGACAUUUCUGGAAAUCAGCCGACAUUAACAGUAGCAAAGUUGCCAUCCGGUUCGAGCGAUUUGCCUUGGGAGAUUUGGAAUCCAGUAAUCAAAAGAUAUAGUUUGUUGUGUGUUCAUGGUUCUCUCUUCAUUUCCACCCUCCGGAAAAAAAUAUAUAUAUCUGUGUCACUCACACGCCUGGAAGUGGAUCAUCGGAGUCCUCUGCAAAGUUUCCCAAAUAAUCGAAGGGCCAUGGGGAGAUGCGGUCCCCCCGCCAGGCCCCCAACGAGAUUUCAUUUUGACUUUCGUUACUUUUGCUUCUGACAUCUCGAGUCAGCAUCUUCUUUACUUAAAAAAUGUUUACAUUCUGAUGGACUGUUGUUGUCUUCCCCUUGUGUGAAUUAUAUUUUUCAUGGUUAAUAAUAAAUGUGAUAAAAGGUUUUUUUAAUCUUAAAAAACAACAACCCAUUUCCCCUCUCCCUAAAUGUUCAACUGGCACUGUUAAAAACAACCUGACUAUGAAUCUUGGUUUCAUCUGUGAAGCAGCGAAGGUUUUCUGUUUCGCCCUGUGGAAAUGUUCGAUCCGUUCAAAAUGAAGUUUGCACACACACACCCCUUGGGGCAUGUAUACAUGCAAAGUGUGAACUGGUUCAGCCGCCUCAGCUUGCUCGCAAGAAUGCUAGGAACCGUUGCUUUUGUGAAGGUGUGCGGAAGGAAAUCCCAUAUUCCCUUUUGAGAAAUACACUUUCCUAGCCUAAUUUGAGAACGAUAGCAGAGGCAGAGUUUGGAAGUGGUUUAAAUUUGUGUAGACAAUCCCAUUGUUUUUGUUUUAAAAAAAUAAGCUUAGAGGCUGCCGAAGCAAAGUGGGAUAGAUGCUAUAUAUUUCUGGGGAGAUCUUCAAGUGUGAAAUGUUUGUUGCAUUCAACGCUGCUUAAAUGCAGCGUCAAACCCUGUUUGCUUUCCAGUAGGCAUGGAUUCUCCAGAAAUAUAAUGGCAUCGGGUGAUUGGCAGGUGGGUGGACCUAUCAAAACUGCCCCAUGAAGGGGUAGGUGCUUUUGAAUCGGGCCUGCUGGACAAGAGUCGUGUGUCCCCCUCUGUUCCCCUUGCAUAGAGGGUAGUAGGUGAUCAUUUUUUACAGCAAGCUUCCUACCUCAUGGUUUUUGGGGAAGGUUUGGGGUUUUUUUUGGAGGUAUGUAGGUGGUAUCUAAAGAGCUGGAGACACUAGAAGGGAACUGAAUAGGACUUUUUUCUUUAGGGAGCUGUCACUUUCUGCACAGCUACUUGUGUCUCCCCAAUAACCACUAUUUCUAACCCUUUGAGGCAGAGCUGGUCAUUCUGUGGAACUCCAUGGGUUUUUGGGUUUCUGGUGUGUACAAGGGGGUUAUGGUCAGAUUUUUUGUGGGGGGCGGAGAGAGGGCACUUGUUCCAGUGAUCCUCUGGUGCUUUGUGUAAGCUAGAUGUGGGGAGCCCUUAGCACUCCAGAUGUUUCUGAACUACAGCUCCCAUCAGCCCCAGUAGGCCCAACGGACAGGAGUGAUGGGAGUUGUAGUCCAGCAAAACCUGGAGGGCCUGUGUACACCUCGUGUAAAGGAGACACAGUUUCUCAUUCCACUCCUUCCAAAGGAUCCCAGAUGAGGAAUGAUAAGGAGGGUUGCUGGAGACUGUGCGGGGAGCGGGACCGAGUUAUGUCUGUCUGCUGAGGGAAAUCUCAAAAGUUUUUGAGGACUUAAAAGUGGUAAUUUAUUAAUGCUGCUGUUGCCCUCUUCCAAAAAAGCAGGGUCUACCCAAGAAGAAUCCUCACUAAUGGCUCCAAUAAGUGCUCAGCCUUUAUUAUUAUUAUUAAGAGCAAUUUCCAAAAUAUGUGGCACAAGCACUGUCCAAUAGGUCCUUUGUGGCAGGGUAAAGAAAUCUCGCAAUGUAGUUGUUUGUCUUGGUGGUCCACCAGUCCUGCUAUUUUCUUAGAAGACUGUGAAGAAGGGGGGGGGAGCUCUUUUGAGGCUUUUUUCUGUGUGGUGAUAACUUGUUUGGGGUUCAUCCUGAACCGUUGACCGCACUACCAAGUGUUGGAGACGGAAGCCUAUUUCUGUGGGAUAGAACAGUUUUUGUCUUUUUAAAGAAGACAGACUGAAGGCAGAACAUCUUAUUGGAAGAGAGCUUAAAUGUGCUACCUUGACACUGAAAGUACUUUAGAGAAGUACCUUUUUUUGAGGGGGGGCGGAGAGAGAAGAGGUGUUUCUGGUUACUGCGAUACAGUGAAAAGGCCACACCUGCCCAAUACAUUUACGCAGUUGUGGCUUCCCCCAAAGAAUCCUGGGAACUGUAGUUGGUUUAGGGUGCUGAGAGUUGAUAGGAGACCCAUUUUCCCCUCGCACAGCUACAGUUCCCAUCCCUCACGUCCUUUAAUGUUGCUCUGUACACAUUCUCUGCACAUAGGAAGUUAGCAUUUCAGGGGGAAAGAGUUCUAACCUUGCUAUGUUCAGGUUUUUUAUGAGCAGGGAUUUUUGUAUGUGUGGUGUGAAUGAGCAUUCAUUCACCACCACAGACGGAUGUGGCCCAGACACAGGUCAAACACUGAAAGCUGCAGUUCUGGUGGAAAGUGCAAGUUGUCUCGUGUAAGCCACGUAAUAUCCGCAGUGCAACUGAUGGGCCCAAUUUUGGCUUCUUUAUCAGUACUUUCCUCUGUAUAGUUAAUGCCGUGUACCCCUCAGUGCACCAGGUCCUUGGAUUAUAAUACAGUGCACUCCUUUGGUUGCCUUUUCUAAUGAAGAGAGAUCCACUCAUGCUUGCAGGGAAGAAGAGUUGGUUUCUUGCCUGGGGUUCAAACACUUGCCACCAACGGGAAGUCUUACCCUAAGGAUUCUUCCUAAAUUUUUUUAAUUCCUGUUGCUCUGGGGAACUGUAAACCCCCUCCCAGCAUUGCACUCUCAGUUAGGAUCAUUCUCAGUUUGGCACACCUGAAAUUAAUAAAACUGCAAAGGAAGAGGUAGCAUCAAACAUCUCCCUAAGUGCCCAAGAGCAGGGCAUGAUGGGAAUAUCUCUCUUUAUUCCCAGCAUCUGGGAAUGUAUUUGCCUAACUAGGGGUGACUAGCCUGUGGCCUUGCAGGUGUCGCUGGACCUCAGCUCCUAUUUGCUCCAGCCAACUUGGCCAAUAGAGAUGAUUUCAGUCUGGAGUUCAGCAACAUCUGACUGCCCAAAGAUCAGCCAUCCCUCGAGAAAGAGAGACUGUCUUUAUAGUCCUUCGUAGCUCUGUUCUCCAUAAAUCUGGCCUAACCCUUUCCCCUACAGCUAUUUAAGCUUUAAAACAUGUGAUCGUUUUCAGACUGAGGGCCACAUUUCCUCCUUUACAACUUUCUGAGGGCCGCAUGCCAGCAGUGGGCGGGGCCAGAGGCAAACGUGGGCGAACCAAUGAUUGCACAGCAGGCCAAUUUCAGCAUGCUGACACACCCCUUUCUGUCCUCCAUUCAGACAAGCACAUUGCAUUGUCAGUGUUCAAGGAUAUGUUGGAGCCAGGCUCAAAUCCUUGGGGAGCGAAGCAGGGCGAGUGAAAGGCAUGAACCAACACUGUUUACAUUGCUGUAAAUCCAGAGUCACUCCACUAAACCCAGGCGGAAGGCAGGGUGGUGGCAGGGAAUGAAUGGAGUCCUUUCAGCUGUGGCUGUAAUUUACCCACUUACCUAGAGUAAGCCCAGUUGAAUUUGAUGAGACUUACUUUUAAGAGGAAACAGAAGGAAUUGCAUUGUACAGCAUUGCAGCAGGAGCAUUGGACGGGGGUGGGAGGAAGGGAUCUCUGCCCCAGUUCGUUCCUAAUUAUUUGUGGGUUUUCCUUUUUGUGGUGAUUGUAAGCGAGUGAAUUAGCACUGUGAGGCCGUAUCUUUUUUUUUCUUUUUCUUUUUGGUGAACCGCAGCUGCACAUUAAGGGUCCCCCCCUCCUCAACCGCAACUUUGACGGUGUAUGUAAAAUGAAGUCUGUAAUAUUGGUGAAAAUGGAUGUGUGUUUGGGGUUUUUUUCCUCCCCCUUUUCAAAUGUAUUGUAAACUUUGUACAGUAAAUAUAUUAUAAAUAUAUAUAUAAAUAUAUAAAUAUAUUUUCUAUCAACUUGAGUUUGGUCUUCCAGAAUGGCUAUUAAUUUAAUUUUAAAAGAAAUGGUUAGUAUUAACAGAGAGCUCUGAGUUUAGUCUGUGCAACUGUUUAAAAAGAGAGAGAGAAAGAAAGAAAAGAAGUACAUUCUAUGCUAAUGAAAUUCUGGAUAUUUUAGAGUUCUUUUAAGUGAAUAAAGCUUUGCUCUGGAUGAAACACC